UAGUGAAUAAAACUUUAGUAUUAUUCGAAGAAAAAGAAUCUGAACAUAAUUGGGAAAAAUUUGAUAAUGCGUUAAGCCAAUUAAUUGAAAUCACUAGCAAAGGUGUUUCUCAUUAUGAAAGAAGUUAUAUUGCUGGAAUAAAAUCUUUAAGAUACCCAAUUCAAAAUUCUGUACUUACGACAAGAUCGAAAUUAUCAAGCACGGCAAUUGAACUGGUCGAAGAAAUAGCCAAAGCACUCGGUCCAAGAUUUAUAUCAAUAUCUGAAAUAUUUGUACCCAGCAUCCUAAAACUUUUCAAUCGUACAAAUAAAGUGUUCAUCAAAAGAGCAAAUAAAUGUUUAGGGACAAUAAUUCGUGAAACAAAAUCAUCAAACCUCAUGCCAACAUUUAAAGAAGCAAUGCGGAGUCAAAACAAACAAAUGAGGGCUUGUGUAUCGGGGAUGGUUUUAACAAUGUUGGAAGAUAAUGUUAAUGGAUUGAACAUUUAUAUUGACGCCUUGGAAUUAAUAAUACGUGAAGCUAGUUUAUCUGUAAACGCCAAAAAAACUCUUGCUAUUAAAGAUAAACAACAAACUUCACGUCAACCUGUUCUUUUCACAUCCACCAAAAAUAAUAGAAACCAACAUAUUAGAUUCACUAAAGAAAACAACAAAUCAUUAUUACUAAAUAAUAAUAAAAACCAAUCAAAACCAACAUCAAAACCUACAAGGUCAACAACCCAUGAAAAUAUUAAACUUUCAAUAGCAGUCACUGCUACAGAUGAAUAUAUAGGCCAUUCAUUGGCAUACUACCUGCUCUACUAUCAUAGUCAUGAUAUUUCAGUAUUUCGUGCCAUAGCCAAGCAACAAAAUGAAAAGCAUGUGCAAGAUUUAAAAGAAUUAGGGGCAGAGAUUCAUUUGAUUGAUUAUGAUAAAGUGGAGACUUUAGAGAAUGCCUUUUCAGGAAGUUUGGAUGUUGUGAUUUUUGUUACAGAAUCUGACGAGAAAAAAGUUCAAUUUGCUGAAAUAACAAUUCAAACAUUUAAAAAAGUCAAAAUAAAUCAUGUCGGAAUGAUUUCCAGUAUUGGCGCUGAUUCGCAUUUUGAAUUUUUGAAGGUUUAUAAGGAGAUUGAAGAUAUGCUGAAACAAAACAUUAAAAAAUUUUGCGUUAUAAGAUUGGGAUUAUUUUAUGAAAAUUUGUUAUUUUAUAAACCAAUGAUUGAUGAAGAUGGCAAAAUUAAAUUAACAUUAAAUCCAAUACAACACAAAUUUGCACCGAUCGAUUUAAAUUACAUUGGGAAGGCCAUGUUGAUACUCAUCAUGGCACUAUCUCAUAUGGAUCAGCAGCAAUUGGUAUUGUCAGCAUCGUCAAAUGAUAAUGUAACAAAAAAUACAGAGGAGCAAAAAUCAUUUAUUUUAACAUUUACAGGUCAUGAAAAUUUAUCUUGCGAGCAAGUUGUUAAAAAAUUUAAUGAAUUGAUUGGAAAGAAUAUAACUUAUGAAGAAACUUCUCGUGAUGGCUUAAAGAAAUAUUUAUAUUCUUUGAUUGAAAGAAAUGGAGAUGGCGGUGGUGAACAAUUAUUAAUUAAUAAGAUUUACAUUGAUACAUUUUUGGAUUUGUUGGAUUGGAUCAAACAAGGAGAUGCGGUGAUUUCUGAUGAUUUGCAAAGAAUUAUUGGUCAUCCUGGUGAAAGUAUUGAUAAAUUUUUAAAGAGAAAUUCUAAAUAUUUUAAACAAUGA
This is a messenger RNA of Entrophospora candida, 1718 nucleotides long. NCBI's taxonomy places the organism in Eukaryota, Fungi, Glomeromycota, Glomeromycetes, Entrophosporales, Entrophosporaceae. The record is from the annotation of a GenBank genome assembly.